Molecule: messenger RNA, 1778 nt
Organism: Chelonia mydas (Green sea turtle)
Lineage: Eukaryota; Metazoa; Chordata; Testudines; Cheloniidae
Gene: GTF2E2
Product: general transcription factor IIE subunit 2
Exons: 8
Coding region: 157-1032 (291 amino acids)
Biological process (GO): transcription initiation at RNA polymerase II promoter
Cellular component (GO): transcription factor TFIIE complex
Source: RefSeq, a predicted model, not a curated record
CGCGGGGCAUGACGGGAGGAGCGGCGGGCGCCGCUGGGCCAAUCGGACCGCAGCCGCGACCGGAGCCCGCUGCGUCUCUGCCUGCGCUCCGGUGCCGCCGCCCCUCCCCCCGCUCCGCUCCGCGCCGCGCGUCAGGGCGGCCUCGCUCGCCGAAUUAUGGAUCCAAGCCUGCUAAGAGAACGAGAGCUAUUCAAAAAACGAGCACUCUCCACUCCUGCUGUAGAAAAGCGUACGGCACCCUCUUCUGAUUCAACAUCUUCCAAAAAGAAAAAAGCAAAGUUAGAGCAGGGUGGAUCAUCAAGCUCAAAACAAAACACAGACCACAGCAAUGGGUCAUUUAACUUGAAAGCCCUUUCAGGAGGCUCUGGCUACAAGUUUGGAGUCCUUGCUAAGAUAGUGAAUUAUAUGAAGACGCGGCACCAGCGUGGUGAUACACAUCCAUUAACUCUAGAAGAAAUUUUGGAUGAAACGCAACACUUAGAUAUUGGACUCAGGCAGAAACAAUGGUUAAUGAGUGAGGCUCUAGUCAGCAAUCCCAAAAUAGAAGUUAUAGAUGGGAAAUAUGCUUUCAAACCUAAGUACAAUUUGAAAGAUAAAAAGGCUCUGCUCAGGCUCUUGGACAAGCAUGACCAGCGGGGACUGGGAGGAAUCCUUCUGGAAGAUAUUGAGGAAGGACUGCCAAAUGCACAGAAAGCCAUAAAGGCUUUAGGGGACCAGAUCACCUUUAUUACUCGUCCCGAUAAGAAAAAAAUUCUUUUCUACAAUGACAAGAGCUGUCAGUUUACAGUAGAUGAAGAAUUUCAGAAGCUGUGGAGGAGCAUUCCUGUGGAUUCUAUGGAUGAGGAGAAAAUAGAAGAGUAUCUGAAACGACAGGGUAUUUCUUCCAUGCAGGAAGCUGGACCAAAGAAAAUAGCUCCUAUUCAGAGGAGGAAGAAACCUGCUUCUCAGAAGAAACGGCGGUUUAAGACUCACAAUGACCAUUUGGCUGGAGUACUGAAGGAUUACUCAGAUGUUGUUCCUGGCAAGCAGUGAAGUUUGGUUCUGGAACAAACAUGCUUUUUUACACAGGCCCUUCGCCGCUGGAGUUCAAUGUCUGCUUAAGGACUGACUGACUGUAUAUAGUAAUGUGGUGUGUCCCCAUCCCUGCAACUGUCAAGAUGAAACAGUUCUGUUUAAGAGCACGUACAAAUUACCAAAUGUAGAGUUUUAUUUUAAUUUAAUUAGCUAACGAGAACUGUGACUUCGUAAGAGGUCUAAAUGGACAGCCACUUGCCACUAGGGGGUAAAAGAUGCAGAGCAUGUAAAGCUAGAGUUCCUGGUAAAUGCUUCACUGUGCUUCUCAAUGAUUUAAAGGGGAUUUUUCUUGUAUUGCUUUAGAGUGGAUUUGCAGGUAGAAGUGAAUACAAUAUUCAUUUUAUUUGUUCCAAGAGAACAUACAACAUCAUUGCAGAAGCAUUUGUUUAAAGAGGCAAGCGCAUUCACAGUUUGUAUAUUUCUUCUUUGCUUUGGCAUUGAGCUUUAAUGAAAGUUGAUGUUGUCUGAGGCUUUGGCAUGGAAAUACACCACCAGAAUUCCUACCAGGCUGCGUGCUGGAAAUGUGGCUGCAACCUCACAGUGCUAAUCAGAAAUUGCCCUUCGGAUAUUGCUGAUGACAUGUAGUGGAUGCACAUGCAUUGCACAAUUCUGUGAUAUGGGUUAAAAGGAUCAGACAAUAAAUAAAAUGACAAUGUGUUACUAAAGGACAGGUUUUUUUAAAAUAAUAAAGCCUAUAAAACUGG